AUGGCGAGACCGAAGAUACCAAAGGACCUGGCACGUCUUCCUAAGAGCAGACCUAAGGGUGACGUCAACUUUCAUCCCUUCGAGAGACUGGACGAAGCUUCGCUCCGCCAGGUUCGAAAGUUCCGCAUACACCCCUUCGGGAAUAUACAGGACUAUUCCCGACACAUCCCCUACAACAGCGGGAAGAAGGAUUUCUACGAGAAGACGGGUCGAGAAAGCUUUGAAGUUUUUCACUAUGAGUUUAAGGUACCGGGAGACGAUACCGAGUAUACUGUUAUGUGGGAUUAUAACGUCGGUCUCGUCCGUAUGACUCCUUUCUUCAAGUGCUGCAAAUACCCAAAGACAACUCCGGCCAAGAUGCUGAACUUGAAUCCCGGACUCAAGGAUAUCACACAUAGCAUCACCGGGGGUGCUAUCAUGGCUCAGGGAUACUGGAUGCCAUACCAGUGUGCCAAAGCCGUGUGCGCGACCUUCUGUCACAAUAUCGCAGGGGCCCUGAUACCUAUAUUCGGUCCUGACUUCCCCUCGCUCUGCACCCACUCGGACGCUCCCGAAUAUAGCCGCAUGAUCAUUGAUCGUGCAAUCGUAGUCCAGGCUACGAGGGAGGCCGAGAACUUCCGCAGAUUCUACAGCAACCCUGUGACCUCCUCCCCCUUUGCUGGGGGGAGUUCUAGCCCGACGACGAUAGAUAGACGCGCCGUGCGCCGUAGCCCCUACGACGGCCACCCCAAAUCGCUCCCUCCUCAUCCUCAAUCUCACACACACCACCACCACCACCACAGCCAUACUCGCCAUACUCACCGCCAUCCUAGUACCCGGAAGACCUUCUUCCAGGGAACCAACCGUGAUAGCCCAUAUAAAACAAUGGGUGACGUGGAUGGAGGCGACCUGUCGCCCGUAGUACCGCCCCAACGCAGCAAUAUGGGGACACGGACCGAGCGCUUCAAUCCCUACUCGCCGAUUCCUCCUCCUCCUCCUCCCUCCUCCGCUUCGUCUUUACGACCCGCCAUAACUGGCGGCGGCUGGACACCGGCGAAUGUUGUGCUACCACCCCCUCCACGCCAUCAUUACCAUCAGCAGCACCACCACCACCACAGCUCGUAUGACCCGCCCGCGCCGAGCCCCUGGCUGAGUGCCGUCCCGCGCUUCACCACCACCGCCCACCUGCCGCUCUAUCAGCCGUCUCAACCGCAGCCGACAACGCCGCACCAUCAGCAGCCACAGUCGCAGCCACAGCUGUGUAUAGGCGGCAAGCGAUCAGCCGACCACGUCGAAGCCGACAACGAGCGCGGCGAGGACUGCGACGGCACCGGGGCGCGUAGACGACCCGCGGAAAGAGAGGGGCCGGAGGCCAACCGGAGGGCUUGGACAGCCAUGGCGACGAGGAAAAGCAAUACGGAAGCGGAGGAGACUACGGCAGCGUCGGACGCCUCUCGUCAGCGGAGAGGCGGCGGCGGCGAAAGCAGGAGCGACAGCAGCAAGCAACCGCCGCCGCGGCCGAUUCUCGGGGGCGCGGACAAGAAUGCGGCGCUGCUGCUGAUGAACCUCAGCGUCGGCGACGCGCCGGCGCCGGCGCCAGCGACCAGGGGCGAAGCAAGGACGGCGCACGGAGGGGGACCCGGGGCCGGCGGCGGUGUCGCGGCCGCGUCCGAGACGAACCCUGCGUGCCACGACGGCGCGUGCCCGCGUAUCAAGAGGAUCCGGUCGAACUCGAUGUAGCCCCCGCGGUAUACUUCGGCAGGCAUGUCGUCUGUACCGCGCAUCCGUGCGGCGUGGCGAGUUGUCGGCCGAGCCAUGAAAAAUGUGGGUGAGGUGGCGGACUGGGGGAAAGGGGGUGGGAGGAGGAGAAAGGACACAAGGAGAAUAAGGGAUCGCCACUUAGCUGCCUGCCUACUGGCGUGCCUAGUUAUCAUCCUACCAAAUCCUUGCUAUGAGCAGUACUACUUGGCUAGCGGGUUACGUCCUCUUCGCUGCGGGUUAGGCCGGAUUGCAUAAUGCCUAGAUACAGGUCCGGUCUGGAUGCGGGGAGGAGAGGCAAGAGA
Messenger RNA from Durotheca rogersii, 2042 nucleotides. RefSeq lists its product as uncharacterized. Gene Ontology annotation, cellular component: SBF transcription complex; MBF transcription complex. The transcript is spliced from 4 exons. The record is from RefSeq and is a predicted model, not a curated record. Gene Ontology annotation, molecular function: transcription regulator activity; DNA binding. Bases 1 to 1719 code for a protein of 572 amino acids. NCBI's taxonomy places the organism in Eukaryota, Fungi, Ascomycota, Sordariomycetes, Xylariales, Xylariaceae.